This is a messenger RNA of Haliotis rubra (blacklip abalone), 1768 nucleotides long. RefSeq names its product doublesex- and mab-3-related transcription factor 1-like. Gene Ontology annotation, molecular function: RNA polymerase II cis-regulatory region sequence-specific DNA binding; DNA-binding transcription factor activity, RNA polymerase II-specific. The coding region runs from base 181 to 1122 and encodes 313 amino acids. The record is from RefSeq and is a predicted model, not a curated record. Gene Ontology annotation, biological process: regulation of transcription by RNA polymerase II; sex differentiation. NCBI's taxonomy places the organism in Eukaryota, Metazoa, Mollusca, Gastropoda, Lepetellida, Haliotidae. The transcript has 4 exons. Gene Ontology annotation, cellular component: nucleus.
GAAAAAUAUUAAAAAACAAUUUUCUAAGGUAUUUCAUUAUUAUUUAUUAUUAUCAUCAUCAUCACCAUCAUUAUUAAGAAAAUAAUAAGUUUCAAGUCCGUAAAUACGGAAUUUGUCUGUCACUUUUCAAGUGCCGUGCAUAACUCAAAGAAGGUGAUUAUAAAACAUUACAGGUACAAAAUGGCCGAGAAUUUUACGACUACCAAAGAAAAGAAGAAAAACACACAGCUACGUUCCUGCGCGCGAUGUCGGAACCAUGCCAUCAUCAGCCCCCUGAAGGGCCACAAGCGCUUCUGUCUGUUCGCUAACUGUAGCUGUAGUAGCUGCUGUCUGAGUGCGCAGAGACAGAAGGUGUCCCGGGAACAGAUCGCCCUCCGUCGUCGCCAGGUGCAGGAUGAGGAGGCGGGACGAUCGAUACCUGUACCCGAGGAGGUGCUGACGGGCCGAGGCAUCAGCUCGCUGGCCGGGACAAACCUCCAGUCACUGAGACAACAGUUCCCCCAAAUCAGCGUCGGUCGACUCAACGCCGUCCUCGUGGAAACAGGCAACCUACGCCAGACCAUUAUACGUCUUCAGAAAGAAGAGACAAGCCGAGAUGGAAUGGAUUGGCCAAUAAACCCAGGUCCGACAUCAUCGACAACGACUUCCACAGCAAUGGGACUUCGCCAGGGAUCGCAAAGAACGUUUAAAACCGAGCCAUUCUUCCCCAGCGAGUUCUAUCCCAGUAGUUACUACCCCCAGGCAUCCCCCUACACCCCAAUGUACAGCACCCUACCCCCCUUCACCAGACCCACCCCGUCGGCAGCAGCUGCCUACAAGAACUAUCACGCUGUCGAGUCCCCCUUCCAGCAGACCCCGCCCUUCCUUCCACCACCCCCGUCAGCAACCAACCCCUACAGCUACCAGCUUAUGAGCUCUAUGGGGCUUUCUGGCGGCAGCACCUCCCCAGCAGAUGCGCCUUCCAGGGAGUUCAAGAAAAGUCUUGCCAAGUAUUGUGGGGUUGGUGAACAAGGGGAGGCCGACCAGCCCCCAGAGACCACCCCCGUGCCCGUAAGUUUCCACAGCAGCAGCACAACCGGGAUGUCGUCGGAUGAGGAGACAGCACUACUUAUUGACUGUUGAAACGACUAAGGGCUGUUCCAGGCCAUUAGCCUUGUUUAUCCACUGGAUCCUCUGGAUAACCGAGAAUGAGUCAUUUCCUCUCUACUGUUCAGGAUUAUUUUCUUUUGAUGUUUUAGUUGUUUAGACUUGAGUCUCAAGUGUGUGAUAAUGGAGCAUUGAGUGCCAAUAAUUGGUUUCACACUGAUAUCAGAUAGAUUUGUAAAGGCUUUUCCAAGUUUGCUCAAUAUUAAUUAAAUAUGAAUCUCAGUCAGUUCUACUGGACACAGCGAAGUCAAAUUUAGUUGUUCUUUAUAUUGGUUUUGCAUUGUUUUCCCCGUUAAUUUAGCCUGCUCUUUAAAAAUACCUAAUCUCAACCGAGUGAUGCCACGGACGUAGUGAAGAUGAGGAGUAAACAUCGUACGGGGAUGUCUAUUUCCGUGGCGCCACUCGUUUCCCUGCAAAUUCUCUAAUCAAAGAAGUGAUCAGCAAAAAGAUGGGCAUGAAAUGUCAGUGUGACAUCAUGCUUGUCCAGGUCAACCCGACAUGACAAAGUAUAUUACUCUAAUUGAAUGCAAUGUAACUAAAUAUGCGCAACUUUUGUACAUAUUGUUAACAUUGUUUGAUUCUGUUUAAAGAUUGUGAAUUAACAAUAUGCUUUCAAUGUUAU